AUGCAAAUUUAUUGCUGUCAACAUUUUCCUCUUGGCCAAGAAGAAAGACCUAAGCCUAAUGAUGCCCUCGCAUAUUGGGAUGAGGAGAAGGUUAUUGAAAGAGUAAAAGUAGAGAAGAAGAGCAUUCAGGGUAUUUUGCAUGAUCUCAUGAGUAUAGAUGGUAGUUCAUCUAUCAAGUUUUCUCCAACAUGCUUUCAGUCACUUGGUGAGAAGUUGAUGGACCUACAAUUUAAGCUUCUAGGAAAUUCAAAAAAGGUUGAAAAGACAAAAGGAGAGGGUGAUGAAAUAGAUAAAGAAGCGCAUGAGAAUUCUAAAGAGGGUGAAGAAAAAGAUAAAGAACCUGAUGAAGAACAUUUGGAAGAGGGUGAAGAAAAAGAUGAAAAAGCAGAUGAGAAAAAUGAUGAAGAGGGUGAAGGGGAUGAAGAAGAGGGAGAAGAAAAGGAAGCAGAAGGGAAAGGAGAGGUGUAA
Messenger RNA from Prosopis cineraria, 468 nucleotides. RefSeq lists its product as uncharacterized. The record is from RefSeq and is a predicted model, not a curated record. Bases 1 to 468 code for a protein of 155 amino acids. Lineage: Eukaryota; Viridiplantae; Streptophyta; Magnoliopsida; Fabales; Fabaceae. The transcript has 2 exons.